Molecule: messenger RNA, 324 nt
Organism: Zasmidium cellare ATCC 36951
Lineage: Eukaryota; Fungi; Ascomycota; Dothideomycetes; Mycosphaerellales; Mycosphaerellaceae
Exons: 2
Coding region: 1-324 (107 amino acids)
Source: RefSeq, a predicted model, not a curated record
AUGCAGAUCAAGUACAUCCUCACCACCCUCAUGGGCCUAGCCGCCGCCAACGCCCUUGCCAACCCCGUCGCCCAGCCUGGCGCCCUCAACCCCCGCGCCGAACAAGCCGAACAAGGCGAGCAAGCCAACCAAGUCCAACAAGCCGGCCAAGGCGGCGAUUGGGACGACGACGACCACUUCGACGACUUCGACCGCUACAACGGCGGCGGGUAUCGGGGAGGUGGUCGUGGCUACCGCGGUGGCGAUCGCUGGGACGAUAGGAAGGGCCGUGGACGUGGUGGGCCGUGGUAUCGCCCGAAUCGGUGGGAUGGGCGUUGGGAUUAG